UAUUAAUACUGCCAUUAAUUUUAUCACUGAAGUAAAGAGGUUAAAGCUAUAGAAUAGCAUCAUGUCGUACAUGCUGCAGCAUCUUCACAAUGGCUGGCAAGUUGAUCAGGCCAUUCUCUCUGAAGAAGAUCGAGUAGUGAUUGUUCGAUUUGGUCAUGAUUGGGACCCAACAUGCAUGGUCAUGGAUGAGACGCUAUACAAAUGUGCAGAAAAGAUGAAAAACUUUGCGGUGAUUUUUCUGGUGGAUAUCUCAGAGGUUCCAGACUUCAACAAGAUGUACGAGUUGUAUGACCCAUGUACAUGUAUGUUCUUCUACAGAAACAAACAUAUAAUGAUUGAUUUGGGAACAGGCAACAACAACAAAAUUAACUGGGCAAUGGAGGACGUGCAAGAAUUCAUUGACAUAAUUGAGACUGUGUAUAGAGGAGCUAGAAAAGGCAGAGGUCUUGUGAUCUCACCUAAAGAUUAUUCUACAAAGUACAGAUACUGAUUGGUUGCAUACUUUAGUGUUCAUGUCUUUGUGCAUAAAUUUACAUGUUUCAUCAGUAAGGCUUUGUGAGUAUCAAGCAAAUAAAGUAUGUGUAAUUGGAAAAUAGAAAUGUGACUAGACUGCAUGAAGUGUACAUUGUAUGAAUGAACUUUAGAAAGGUAUAUAAGCACAAAUUUCUCAAAUUUUCAAUAUUCUGUGCAAAGUUUUAAGGUCAUUAUGGUUAUCUACUUUGUUAAGUACUUCUUAUUUUACAAGUAUGUUAUCCACAUUUAAUAUAAUUUGAAAGAAGUUUGGACUAUGGUUCCAAAAAUAUUUUACAAUCAAACAUAAACAGUAUAAUGUGUUUUGUCUGUAGAAUUAUGGCUUUGCCAGUAUUACUAUAUACAAUUAAAAAAAUUAUAAACUAAGAAAGAAAAGUUUAUUGUGAAGGAAGAAAUUUUGUUGAUUAAGGACUUAAUCAAAAUUUUACACUGUAAAUGUUUGGAGUGACUGAACUGUAUUUUAUAUUUUAGACUGUUUAUGUUUUAUAUGGUGUAAUUGUAGUAAGACUAUUGUGAAGGAAGUGUUGAAUAAAACAAGUGAAGCAAUAAGAAAUGU
Messenger RNA from Ruditapes philippinarum (Manila clam), 1087 nucleotides. Its product is annotated as thioredoxin-like protein 4A. The transcript has 2 exons. Lineage: Eukaryota; Metazoa; Mollusca; Bivalvia; Venerida; Veneridae. The coding region runs from base 62 to 490 and encodes 142 amino acids. The record is from RefSeq and is a predicted model, not a curated record. Gene Ontology annotation, cellular component: spliceosomal complex; U4/U6 x U5 tri-snRNP complex; U5 snRNP. Gene Ontology annotation, biological process: mRNA splicing, via spliceosome.